Messenger RNA from Heterotrigona itama, 2447 nucleotides. NCBI's taxonomy places the organism in Eukaryota, Metazoa, Arthropoda, Insecta, Hymenoptera, Apidae. The record is from the annotation of a GenBank genome assembly.
AUGACGAGGCACUCUCUGGUGAUCCUAUGCUGCUACCUGUACACGCUCUUUGACAUGGUGGCCCUGCAUUUUCCGUGAGUAGGCGAACACGAGUAGCUCGGAAACUAUAGAAGCCGCGACCGGUUGAGUAGAACACGCUAGAUCGAAGGCGCAGAGAUUUCUCGUGUAAUUUCUCGUCCGAUCGGUUCGACCAAUGCGACGGAAAUCUCUCGAGCCUUCGAGUCUCGUCCCUAGUUUAUCUUUCUCUUUCACGCAUGCACUCCCCUUCGAUCGCUGAGUAAUCGCGAUCCCGAGGACGAGUAUCGUGGCCUACUUGCAAAAAGAACGAACGUACCGUCAUUAACGAGACUAAAAAAGUGUCAAACACUUUUUUUUUAUUUGGCGGUCUGUUUUGAUUUUGUUUGACGAUUAUAUACUGACAUCUAAAAGAGUGUUAGUAUUAUCGAAGUCCUUUAGUAUCUUGCCUCGUUAAUAGCAAGUCAAUUUGGGAAAAGACAACUAUUAACUUUUUAAUCUUCGUGGUAUUACGUUUGCGAAGAUAACAAAUUUGACACAUUUCAUUCAUGGAAGUUUUCUUCUUCGAAAAGUAGUAUACAUAUUAAUUUACAGAGAAAGGUGUAGCUAUAAUAAAAGUAGAUUAAUGAAAUAAAAAUAAACAUAUGUUUCUGUUGUUUAGAAAACAAUUUUCUUAAAAUUCAACGAAUCCUUAAAGGGCUAAUUUCCGACAGUGUCGAAUACAUAGAUCAUUUUACAGAUUUAACGUACCAAUAUGGAUGAAUGCAACUGAUGCAAGCCCGAGAUAAUUUUCAGUUAUAUAAUUGAAGGCACACAAUAAUUUCCCAAUCAUAUCAAACUUUUAGUGUGUUUCUUCUGUCUGCAUGAACAUAUUUUAAAAUAAAUACAGAAAUGAAAGAAACCUUUCGAAACGACUUUUUCAAUCUUCUCGAAAUUAACAAGGCAAGAAGUUAAUAUAAAUUCUUUCUUUCUUUCUUUCUUUCUCUUGCAUUGUAAUUGAAAUAAGGUUCGCGCCCCUUUCGAGUGUCAACUCGCGUUAACUAAAAUUUUGUGCAAACAUACUAUCCGUACGAAUUUUAACAAAUGGCGAGCGAGGAGGCACGAGAGAGAUGGAUCGAAAGGUUCGUCGGUAAAUUCGUUCUCGUUGCGAGACACGGCGAUGAUAGAAUCUGGCCCAGCAUCACCCGCGACUGUGUCGAGUUUCAGCGAGGAAAUAUGCGAACCGGUACUUUCCACGGAGGUCGAAGGCUGGCAUAUUAAAGUCGAUAGCCUAUCGUCCAGUACGUUUCGACUUUCGGCGAGAAAGCGCGGGUACCGGUUUUUUCCGAAGAUCGAAAGGGAGUCGGACCUCGAAGAGUACGGCAGGAAGGAGGCCUCCUUGUCACUCAGGGACAUCCUCCCGUUGAACCCGAAGCAAUACGACAAGCACAGAGCGCCCAAGUUCCUCGGCCAGCCCACCAUUGUCUACUUCCACGUGACGGUGCUCAGCCUCGACUCCAUAAACGAGGAAUCUAUGACGUACGUCGCGGAUAUAUUUCUGGCGCAAAGCUGGCGAGACUCUAGAUUGCGACUUCCGGAGAACAUGUCCGAAGAGUACAGAAUAUUGGACGUAGACUGGCUGCACAAUAUCUGGAGACCUGAUUGCUUCUUCAAGAACGCGAAGAAAGUCACUUUUCACGAGAUGUCCAUACCGAAUCACUAUCUUUGGCUGUAUCACGACAAGACGCUGCUGUACAUGUCGAAUGUCGCACACCACGCAGGAUCUGGUGUUUAUUUGGAACAUGACGGAUCCUUUAGUGGUGAACCCGGAGAUCGAGCUUCCCCAGCUGGACAUUUCAAAUAAUUACACGACCGACUGCACGAUCGAGUACUCGACCGGCAACUUCACGUGCAUCCAGAUCGUGUUCAAUCUGCGCCGUCGGCUGGGCUAUCAUCUCUUCCAUACGUACAUACCGUCCGCGCUGAUCGUCGUCAUGUCGUGGAUCGCGUUCUGGAUCAAACCGGAGGCAAUCCCGGCUCGGGUCACCCUGGGAGUGACGUCACUGCUGACCCUCGCGACUCAGAACACGCAAUCCCAGCAAUCACUGCCACCGGUCUCCUACGUGAAGGCCAUCGACGUAUGGAUGUCCUCGUGCAGCGUGUUCGUGUUCCUCUCGCUCAUGGAGUUCGCCGUGGUGAACAACUACAUGGGACCCGUGGCCACCAAGGCGAUGAAAGGCUACUCCGACGAGGAUCUAAGGGAAGCUAUCGACGAAUUCAAAACACCAAUGAGGAACGAGUCCGAGAGGAGCAGAAGCCCCGUCAGACCUGCGACCGUGCAAUACGACACUUGCUGCCAGGGCCGAGCAACAGCCAUUUACAUCGACAAGUUCUCCAGAUUCUUCUUCCCGUUCUCCUUCCUCAUCUUGAACGUCGUUUACUGGAGCACCUUC